AUGGGUAGCAUGCGCAAAUCUUCACGAUCCAAAAUCGCCGGUCAUCGAAUGGUGCAAUAUCCCAGACUGUCAUCUCGCACUCACCCUAUGAUCCUCCGUAGAGCUUCUGCUCAAUCAAGCUCUGCGUACACCACAACCGCCACCCCCCAUGCCACUCCCAUGUCAGACCCUGCACCAAUCACAGCCGAUGCGCCCUUCAUGUCAAACCCCGCACCAACUACCUUCCACGAAGCUGCCCCUAUGUCAGAUGUCAUCAGUGCUUCUCUUCCGACAAAUCGACCCGACCUCGUAUUCGCCAAAGAGGCCUGCGAUUACAUGAAACGCUCAACGGAAAUUCUACAAACGCAAACCGAGAAUCUUAUCCUCCUGAACCAGAAGCUGGCGUCCUUAAACGAAGACAAAGAGGUACAGUUCGUUCAGUUAUCGGUUCUGAGGAUCAUGCUGAGACGGAUGAUUCUUGGGACCCGUAUGUUCUUCUUUGUGGUCACUCCUUCUGUUCUCAGUGUCUCAGCCAACAUAAAGCUACGCAUGUUCAGAAACGAUCCGAAAAUCCGGAUACAAUCGAGGUCAUCGUUCGCUGCCCAACCUGCCAUGCCCUCAUUCUUCGUAGGCCUCAAUUCUCUCACACUAUACGGCAAGGUGUCGAAGACGUUGCAAAACAUUUUCGACGAGUCGUUCCUUCGUCGCGACAACUCGAGUGGCCUUACUAAUUGA
Molecule: messenger RNA, 714 nt
Organism: Lentinula edodes (shiitake mushroom)
Lineage: Eukaryota; Fungi; Basidiomycota; Agaricomycetes; Agaricales; Omphalotaceae
Exons: 3
Coding region: 1-714 (237 amino acids)
Source: RefSeq, a predicted model, not a curated record